AUGGCGGUCAACUUUCGUGAAUUUUCUUUUACGCAUACCGAUAGAGAUGCAAAACGGUUGCUCACGCCAGAGAGUGUACCUACCAAGGCAAAUGAGGCAAAAUCAUUUAUUGCCAUCACCAUCUCCGGUCAAAAGGCGUUCGAGCACAAAUAUCAAAAUGAUAAUUUCUCCCCGAAUGUGAGAAUAAGGAUUGGUGAGAUGAUUUUCAGCUAUCGUGAUGGAUAUCAAGGUAUAUCUUAG
This is a messenger RNA of Dovyalis caffra, 240 nucleotides long. The record is from the annotation of a GenBank genome assembly. Lineage: Eukaryota; Viridiplantae; Streptophyta; Magnoliopsida; Malpighiales; Salicaceae.